This is a messenger RNA of Drosophila nasuta, 573 nucleotides long. RefSeq lists its product as uncharacterized. The coding region runs from base 1 to 573 and encodes 190 amino acids. Lineage: Eukaryota; Metazoa; Arthropoda; Insecta; Diptera; Drosophilidae. The record is from RefSeq and is a predicted model, not a curated record. The transcript has a single exon.
AUGGUUGCUCCGCCGUAUGGCAAGCAAGUGUUAAUCGGCAAUUGGGCGGAUCGUCGUUACGCCUACGAUGAGAAAGGCAAUGGCAUACUGCCAGGUCUGAAUCCGGCACAAAAGUGCGAAGAGCAUCGCUCUCUCAGCCAGGAUACUUACACUUACGAAGGCUUCAGUGGGGACGAGUGUUUGAGGCAUUUUAAGGAGAAGCGAGUGACGCGUAUUCAUAACUUUCGCAAUGGCACCUCGUCGAACUUGGAGAUGAUCGAUAACCCGAUGUUGAAGAAUAAUUUCACAACCACAAAUACAUUGCUGUACGAUUGGUUGCCCAAGCACCGAUUGAAUCAAAAUUCAAAGCGACAGCCGACAACGGCUGAAAUUCCUACUAAGCAGAAUUAUCCCGACUUAAUGCAGUGUUUUGGCAAUCUCACAAGGACUCGCAACUUUGCUGAGCUACAGAAAGCCGAAGAGAUUUUGGAGAAAACCAAUGCCAUGCAGACCACCUACGACACAGCCUAUAAUCUGUCGAGCAAACUAACCCCAGACUAUGAAGCUUUGGCCAACAAAUCCAAAAAUUGUUAA